UCAAAAUGGCUACUCGUGUACGAACACAAGAAACAAUUUGUGGAAGCAGAAUUGUCAUAGUUUGUCAUUAGAAGAUUAGAAAAUUUAACAAAACAGGCCAAAAAAGUGAAAAUAAAGUUUUAAAAUUAUCAAAUUCAAUGAAAUGUGCAUAUUUGACAACUGUGGAUGUCACACAAAUAUAACAAGUUGGAAGCAUUCUCAGACGAACAUGAAAAUUUGCUUCAAUUUUCACUUCCAUAUAUCGACGUGAGCUACGGCAAAAUAUCUCCCUUCGACCCGGGUUGAAAAUUCGAACUUCGACAAUUACUCCGAAUAAUUGGCAACACUGAGUGCAAUUACGAAAAGACAAAAUGGCGAUUUUCGACAAAUGACUUGUGAAUGGGAGACGAGGACGACGUGAAUUUUUGUGCUGCGUUGGAGAAAAAAUUUUCCAUUUGCAAUUAUCAUAUUUAAAGUGAAAAUUUUUGAAGAAAAUUUAAUAAUUUUAAAAUAAUAGUGUAUGUUUAAUGUCUGCUAUAAGAAAAAGGUGCUUGCUGAGACAAAAAUAUCAUGAGCCAGGUACACAAUGAAUCCAUCAAUAGCAUAGGAUCGGAAGAUAAUGACGAAAACCACGAAGAUCAGAACGCAUCUGAAAGUGGUAGUGGCAGUUCCUCAGGAUCUGAUUCCGAUUCAGAUAGCUCAUCAUCGUCUUCUAACUCAAGCCGAAGACACAGUUCACCAGAGCGAGGGUCGCAUGCUAGUGACCAAAGCUAUGACAGCGAUGACAAUGCCCAAGAUGGGCAUACCCAACAACAAACCACAACCGCAGUUGAGAGUGUCUCAACAAGGUCUGACUUUCCGCCCACAUCAGCAGCAGCUCAAGAGGAUACCAAAACUAAUGGUUACUCAGACGACAACGAAUCCGAAAGCGAUUCGAAUUCCGAUUCUAAUUCAGAGAGCAAUGAAGACGAGGAUGAGGAAAAUCAUGGUGCAGAAAUGGACCAAGACGUUGCAAAUUCCACACACAAUCUUACCAACAACACAUCGGCAACAACUGUUAAUACUACCACAAACACAUCAACAGACAACAAUACCUCAAAUACAACAAACGACGGCGAUGAAGACUCGCAAGAAGGAGACACAAGCUUUGCGGAUGAGGAUGGUGGUCACCACAAUAGCACAGCCGAAGGCUGUGAGAGUAAAAGUAGAACCGACAAUAUGGCAACAUCGAAUCCAUUACCAAAGAUGGUAUCCCAAUCAACCCUAGCAGCCACAGCAUUACCCCAACAAAACGUUGAAAAUAUGCAACAUGAUGAAGACGGUGAUGACGACGGCGAAGCAUCUGAAUCGGGCGAUUCUGCCGAAAAGAGUUCUAACUCGUCAGCUGCAGAGUCACCAACUGCAAGCAGUAGCAGCAGCAGCGAAGACGAUGAGGACGACUACCAGCCAAAACGAAGUACGCGCACAGCUAGGAAACAGCCGAGUGCAACAGCGGCGGAGAAGACCGCAAAGAAGGCAAUGAAAAAACGGAAAAAACAAAAUUGGGACUCAGACGAAAGUGAUGAAAGCGAUGCGGACAGCGAUAUGUCAGCGCCGCGACGACGUAAGGCGAACGCCAAGGGAGGCAAUGCUAAGGCAUCACAACGUCGUGGCAAAAAAGCUUCCUAUUCCAGCGACGAAAGUGAUGAUGGUGAAGAAGAUAGCAAAAGGUUUGGAACGCGACGAACAGCGGCCGCGGUUAGCUACAAAGAAGCAUCUGAAGAUGACAAAACAGACUCAGAAGAUCUCUUAGAAGUCGAAUAUGAUGAAAGCCAAGCGGCGGUUGCAGAAGAAGAAGAUAAGUGUGAAACAAUCGAGCGUAUUUUGGCGCAGCGUCGUGGUCGAAAAGGUUGUACAGGAAACCCAACCACAAUUUAUGCCAUAGAGGAACAUGGCGUCGAUCCUAACGACGGCGUCGAUGAGAACGAUUACGAAAAUACUGAAACGCAGUAUUUAAUCAAAUGGAAGGGAUGGUCAUACAUACACAACACGUGGGAAUCAGAAACGACACUACGUGAGCAAAAAGUAAAAGGCAUGAAAAAACUUGAUAAUUUUGUGAAAAAGGAACAAGAUAUUGAGUAUUGGCGUCGGUAUGCUGGUCCUGAAGAUAUCGAUUACUUUGAGUGCCAAUUAGAAUUACAGAAUGAUUUGCUCAAAUCAUACAAUAAUGUAGAUCGUAUCAUAGCGCGUAACCAAAAACCAGAUGGCAUGUCUGAAUAUUUGUGUAAAUGGCAAUCGCUGCCUUAUGCAGAGGCUACGUGGGAAGAUGGUACGUUAGUGCAACGCAAAUGGCAACGAUGUGUAGAGCACUAUGAAGAACGUGAAAUAUCCAAAUGCACACCAUCUCGCCACUGCAAGGUGCUCAAGUAUCGACCGAAAUUCUAUAAAAUACGCGAUCAGCCUGAUUUUCUAAGCGAUGGCUUAACUUUGCGUGAUUAUCAAAUGGACGGUCUUAAUUGGCUAUUGCACUCGUGGUGUAAAGAGAAUUCCGUUAUACUUGCCGACGAAAUGGGUCUUGGUAAAACCAUACAAACCAUUUGCUUUCUAUAUUCAUUAUUUAAAGUGCAUCACUUGUAUGGGCCAUUUUUGUGUGUCGUGCCGCUAAGUACUAUGACAGCGUGGCAGCGCGAAUUUGAUCUCUGGGCACCCGAUAUGAAUGUUGUUACAUAUUUGGGUGAUGUAAAAUCGCGUGAAAUGAUACGCCAAUAUGAAUGGCAAUUUGAGGGUUCGAAAAGACUGAAAUUCAACUGCAUUCUAACCACAUAUGAGAUUGUACUGAAGGACAAAUUAUUCCUCGGUACCUUGCAAUGGGCCGCUUUGCUAGUUGACGAAGCUCACCGCUUAAAAAACGAUGAUUCGUUGUUGUAUAAAUCUCUCAAAGAGUUCGAAACGAACCAUCGUUUAUUAAUCACUGGCACACCCUUGCAAAAUUCACUCAAAGAGCUAUGGGCUUUGCUACACUUCAUUAUGCCCGAUCGUUUUGUUACUUGGGAAGAGUUCGAAGUGCAGCAUGGCAAUGCUGCCGAUAAAGGUUAUACCAAAUUGCAUCAGCAACUUGAGCCUUACAUUUUACGGCGAGUGAAGAAGGAUGUCGAAAAGUCAUUGCCAGCCAAGGUAGAACAAAUAUUACGCGUCGAAAUGACAUUAAUGCAAAAGCAAUACUACAAAUGGAUUUUGACGAAGAAUUUCGACGCGUUGCGCAAGGGCAAAAAAGGUUCCACCUCUACAUUCUUGAAUAUUGUAAUCGAAUUGAAGAAAUGUUGCAAUCACGCUGCACUAAUUCGGCCGUCAGAAUUCGAUUUGAUUGGUCUACAGCAGGAGGAGGCACUGCAAACCUUGCUAAAAGGUUCCGGAAAAUUAGUGCUUUUAGACAAAUUAUUGUGCCGCCUCAAAGAGACUGGUCAUCGUGUGUUGAUUUUCUCGCAGAUGGUACGCAUGCUGGACGUGCUGGCUGAUUAUCUGCAAAAACGACACUUUCCGUUUCAACGCCUUGAUGGCAGCAUAAAAGGUGAAAUGCGACGUCAAGCACUGGACCACUUCAAUGCCGAAGGCAGUCAGGACUUCUGUUUUCUGUUGUCCACGCGCGCUGGUGGUUUAGGUAUCAAUUUGGCAACAGCCGAUACAGUCAUCAUCUUUGAUUCCGAUUGGAAUCCGCAAAAUGAUUUGCAGGCACAAGCGCGUGCACAUCGUAUUGGUCAAAAAAAUCAAGUGAAUAUAUAUCGUUUGGUGACAGCGCGUUCGGUUGAGGAGCAAAUUGUGGAACGUGCGAAACAAAAAAUGGUGCUUGAUCAUCUUGUGAUACAGCGUAUGGACACAACCGGUCGUACGGUGUUGGACAAAAGUGGUGGCAGCUCAACAAAUGCCACACCAUUUAACAAAGAUGAUUUGUCGGCUAUUUUGAAAUUCGGUGCCGAAGAGUUAUUUAAAGAUGAACAGGAGAAUGACGAUGAGCUGGUUUGCGACAUUGAUGAAAUCUUGCGGCGUGCAGAAACACGAAAUGAGGAUCCCGAAAUGCCAGGUGAUGAUUUGCUGUCUGCGUUUAAAGUUGCCAGUAUCGCUACAUUUGAGGAGGAGCCCAGUGAGACUACUAAAGACGAUGAUCAUAUGGGUGGAGAGGAAGAAGAUACAAAAGAUUGGGAUGAUAUAAUACCGGAGGAUUUCCGAAAGAAAGUUGAAGACCAAGAACGUGUUAAAGAGAUGGAAGAUCUGUAUUUACCUCCACGAAGAAAGACUGCGGCAGCCAAUCAGGAUUCCAAUAUGUCGUCUAAACGCGGCGGAAGGAAAGGUCAACAACCGGAUGAGUCAGGUGCGGACUCGGAUUAUGAACUUGGUUCGGAUGCAAGUGGUGAAGAUGGACGUCCAAAGAAACGUGGUCGGCCUACAAAUAAGGAGAAAAUACCCGGUUUUACCGAUGCGGAAAUAAGGCGUUUUAUCAAAUCGUAUAAAAAAUUCCCCGCCCCACUUGAACGUUUAGAAGCAAUCGCAUGUGAUGCAGAGCUGCAAGAAAAACCAUUGGCAGAAUUAAAAAGAAUCGGUGAAAUGCUUCAUGAUCGUUGCGUGCAAUUUCUCGAAGAACACAAAGAUGACCCGCCAAUUAUGCCAAAGAAUCAAACUGAUGACACUGUUGCUGCAAAACAGAGACGCACGCGUGCCACAUAUUCUGUGAAACUGGGUGGUGUCUCGUUUAAUGCCAAAACCUUGUUAUCAUGCGAAGAAGAACUGAAGCCGCUCAAUGAUAUCGUGCCUAGUGCGACAAGUGAACGCUACAGUUGGCAACUUAACAUAAAGACUAGACCUGCGAAUUUCGACACAGACUGGGGUAUUGAUGAAGACUCUAAGCUGUUAUGCGGUAUUUAUCAGUACGGCAUUGGCUCUUGGGAACAGAUGAAAAUGGAUCCGAGUUUAAAACUUACAGAGAAAAUCCUAUUCAAUGAUUCUCGGAAGCCACAAGCGAAGCAUUUGCAAUCGAGAGCGGAAUAUUUGUUAAAAAUCAUCAAAAAGAAUGUUGAACUGAAAAGGGGUGUGCAACGCAAGCAGCGUAAACCGCGUAAGCCACGAGAAGCUAAAGUCAGCGGAAAUGUUAGCACUAAUAAUGCGACCGUGUCACUGACGCCCGAACGUAAGCCGCGACACAUAUCCGAGUCCCAUCUCGGGGACGAUGCUUCACAGUCGGCACACGAAGGUGCUGAACGUAAGCCACGCUCACGUGAUAGUACAUCUAAAAAUGAAAGUAUUGACCACGACGCUACCACAACUAUAGCCGAGUCUGCAGAUACUGCGCCAACUGCAACUACGAAAAAGAAAUCGAAACGUAAUUCCACUGGAAAAGAGGGUAAGACUGGUGGUCGCAUAAAGAAAUCUAGUGCAUCCGAAUCGACGGCGAACAACAAACCUAUGCAUUUUACAGCGAACAAUGAGCCACGCGCACUCGAAGUACUUGGUGAUCUGGAUCCCAAUGUGUUUAACGAAUGUAAAGAAAAAAUGCGACCAGUUAAGAAAGCGCUAAUUGCCCUCGACCGGCCGGACACUAGUCUCUCCGGUCAGGAACAAGAGCGACACACCCGCGAAUGCUUGCUAUCGAUCGGACGUCAAAUCGAUGCUUGUUUAGAGGCUUACAAGGAACCCGAAAAGAAAGAAUGGCGUAGUAAUUUAUGGUAUUUCGUGUCGAAAUUUACUGAAUUCGACGCGAGAAAGCUCUUCAAGUUAUACAAGCAUACAUCAAAGAACGCAGAGGAUGCAGCAGGUGGUAAUGGUGCAGCUGGUGGUGCGAACGUUGCGAGUUCAACGGAAAAAAGUGCCAAAGCGAAUUCUCAAUCGCCUAAAAAACGUCCGCGCAGUGAUGCACAAAUUGAAAAUGGGACUACCGCGGUUAGUGAGAAGAAGAAAAAGAAGAAAGACAAAGAGAAGGAUAAGGCUAAGGAGAAAGACAAAACUCGAGAUAAGAAGGAGAAGCAUGGUGUUGCACCGAAUGCGGACAAAUCGAAGCGCUUGCCUGGAUUAGACACGUCAUUGAAGAGAAAGCGGGAUGAAAACGACGUAGGCAGCGCCAGCGGCAAUGCUGUCGAUAGCAAGGGAAUGUCGUACAAACGGCAAAAUAUGAACGCUGUUGGGAGAAGUCGUGAUGAACGGAAAAAACCCUACACUACGGACGGUGUUGGCUCUACAAAUCGCGGUAGCAGUGGUAUACCACCUGCUGGAAGUGGCGAUCGACGAAGUUCCAUGAACUCACCUUCAACCCAAAACAAUCGCAGUAUGCAUAGUGGCAACCCAAGAAUGACGCCAAAUGCGGCGGGUACCCCGGGCAGUGUACCAGGCAGUGGGAACUACAGCACACCUGGUGGGGCGAGUGAUUCACGCAAUAUAUCUUCUCCUUAUAUGGAUAGCAAUGAACGAUGGGGGCAUGGUCGGGAUCGGUAUGGCAAUUCAGAUUACAAACGAGAGCGUUAUGAUAAUUACGGUGGGCGUGGUAGCGUAGGUGGUGGUAGUUAUCAUCGUGAUCAUCGCGAUCGUGACAGAGACCGAAGACCAGACAAAAGACGAUAUCCCCCUCCUCAUGCGCCACCUCCCCUCCCAUAUGCUGGUUAUCACAUGAACCCCAACUAUUACAUGGGCAAUGGUAGUUUGCCACCGGGUGCAGCACCACCACAUGCUCCAUAUCGUGGCGACCCGCGUUAUGCAUCAACUGGCGAUUGGCCACGUGACAGUCGUAUGGAUUUUCCACCCGAUUACCGUAGGGGUGACUACGAGCGGCGACCGCAAUCAUAAAUUCUGCCAGUUCAUCACAAGCAUUAUACUGCUAAACUUUUUUUGUACUGUGUUAUGAUCAUAAUUUCUCGUCAUAUGCCUAUAGUUACUAUAAUGUUACAAACGCAAAUUUGAAGCCGAAACUAUUGGAUAAGUGGAUGUAAGAAAUAUGAAAAUAAGUUAGUUUCUAAAUUAUAACAAAUAAUAUUUAUAACUCUGUAAAAAGUAGCCAUAGACUUAUUUAAGCACAUCCAAACAAUCAAUCCUCUCAUUUAAGAAUUCCAAAUUGGAAUCGACAAUGCUUAACAUUUCAUUUGUUUUGAACUCUUUUUUUUUACACAUACAUAUGCGUACUUGUUUAUAUUUUAAUACGUAAAAAAAGUAUUGUACGUAUAUAUACAUAAAUACAUGUACAUUUAAUAUUAAAAAUCUUAUGCAUUAAAUAUGUGGGUGAUGUAAAUUAAUUUUUUUAGUACUGUAAUGAGUAGAAUGAAAUCAAUGUGUAUAAUAAUGAAUUAAAGAAAAAUAAUUAUUUUGUAUUUAUACUUAACGUCAUUAAGUUUUAUUCUGCUAGCUUUAAUUCCAUUACACAUACGAUAUAACUGUAGCCAACUGAUAUGAUAUAAAUACAUAUACUAUAGUUAACGUAUAAGUUUAUAAGAAAAAAAAUUAAAAACACAAACAUAAAGCAACAAUUCAACUUGUAAAACUGUAAUUAAAUGUGUACAAAGGAAAUUAUAUAACUUGAUAUUUUUUAAAUUAAUUUCGAAAAAUAUUCAAAUCUAGAUAUAAGCACCACAAUUGCAUAGGUAACAUUAUCUUUUCUAAUACAUACAUAGUUAGAUUUUUAUGUUUGGUUCAGUUACAGACGCAUUGUUGUAGCGCAUGUGAUUGAAAGUCGUAUAUAAGACAAUGAAUAAAUAAAAACCUAAUUAGAAUAUACAUUUUAAA
Zeugodacus cucurbitae (melon fly) is the source of this 7713-nucleotide messenger RNA. It is a transcript of the gene Chd1, whose product is annotated as chromodomain-helicase-DNA-binding protein 1. Gene Ontology annotation, biological process: nucleosome organization; regulation of transcription by RNA polymerase II. The transcript is spliced from 9 exons. NCBI's taxonomy places the organism in Eukaryota, Metazoa, Arthropoda, Insecta, Diptera, Tephritidae. Gene Ontology annotation, cellular component: nucleus; chromatin. The record is from RefSeq and is a predicted model, not a curated record. Gene Ontology annotation, molecular function: ATP-dependent chromatin remodeler activity; histone binding; ATP hydrolysis activity. The coding region runs from base 550 to 6783 and encodes 2077 amino acids.